Rotaria sordida is the source of this 2268-nucleotide messenger RNA. The record is from the annotation of a GenBank genome assembly. Lineage: Eukaryota; Metazoa; Rotifera; Eurotatoria; Philodinida; Philodinidae.
AUGACUGCUGGUUCAAUAUCUGCUCCGUCUAUAAUUCCAUUACGUGUUGGAUAUACACAAAAAUUUUCAAUUGAUACAAAUACAUUGAUUGAAAUACGUAGUGAUACAAAUGAUGUAGAUAUUUAUUAUACAUUAGAUGGUUCUAAACCAGAUGCAUUUAUAACAUUAACAACACGACGUUCGACUAUACAAUAUAAAAAACCAUUUUAUAUUCCAAGAGAAAUAGCUAAUACAGGCAAAGUAACAGUUAAAGCUAUAGCUGUAUCACGUAAUGGAAUACGAGAAAGUGUUAUAGUGACAAAAGUAUUUGAUGUUAAAAUUGUUCCAGCGGAUCAUGCACCAUCAGAUGAAUAUGAAAAUCGAUAUUUAUCUGAAUUACAACAAGAACGAAAGGAAUUAAUGAGAAAAAUUCAAAAUGAAAAUGAACAAAUGCAGCAAAGAUUAUCUGAAUCAAUGCGUCGUUCAACAAUUGAUUCAUUAGUACAAGAAAAUCCAUCUAAUUAUACACUUUCAAAUUCUCAACCAGAAACAAAUGUUAUAAGAUGUGCUCAUUGUUUUGCACCAAAAACAAAUGAUUCAUAUACACGAUUUUGUACAGAAUGUGGUCUACCUUGGCAAAAACUAACUCACAAUCCACCAAAUAAUUAUCCAACUAACAUAUGUACAAAUUGUAAAUCUACAAUUCCAUUUAAUUCUAAUGUAUGUGUUGUUUGUGAAACACCAGCAUCAAAAGAACCGCAAAAUCGUUCAACUACUCAAAAUCAGACAAGAAUUUUAUGUCCUCAAUGUAAAUCAGCAAAUCCAAAACAUUUACGAACAUGUUAUAUUUGUGAAAGUGUAUUAAUGCCAACAUUGACACCACCAGAAAAACGAACUACAGUUUCAGUUCCAACAUUACCAAAACAAACUGAUACAAUAAUGAUGACAUGUUCAAAAUGUUUUCGUUUAAAUAAUCCUGAUGCACGUUUUUGUGAUUGGUGUGGUGCAUGUCCAGAACAUGCAUCUAUACCAAUACAAUGUACGAAAUGUCAUACUAAUAAUGAUCCAUCUGCAAAAUUUUGUUCAACAUGUGGAUGUGUUAUUGAACCACCAUUACGUGUUAUGGAUACACGUCUUAGAAAUGAUUUAAAUAUACCAUCUUCUUCGAUGAUUGCUAGUACUCUAACACGUAAUUCGGCUAGUCCAGUAUGGCUUAAUGCAAAUACAACAUUGACUCAUAAUCGUCAACCAUAUUCAAUAACAAAAAAUGAAGCUGCUACACAAACAUAUGGAAUUUAUUAUCCAAGUGCAAAAGAUAUUGAACUUAUAAUAACACAAAAUAAACAAUUAUUAGCUGAACAAGAAACUAAAGAACAUCGUCCAGUAUUAACAUCUACAAGUCCAGGAAAAGGAUAUUGGCGACAACAAUUAGAUCAUAUUUGUGCUCAUUUAAAAACUUAUGCAGUUAACCGACCUGAUUUUCAAUCAUUGAUUGGUGAACCUCGUAUGGGUAAAAUGAUUUAUGCAACUGUACAUGAAAAUGAAUAUCAAGUAACAGUUCAAGCAGUAUUUCAAAAACCACAAAAUCUUUCUCAAUCACCAUUCUUUAUUGAUGAAACAAAUGAAUAUUAUCGAAUGACUAGUGGACGAAGUUCACCAUUUUCAAGUAUAAUUAAUUCUGAUGAUGAAUAUCCUAGAGAAAAACUACAACGACCAAAAAUAAAGCAUCGUACUAAAAAACGACCACAAUCAGCUAAUACAAUUACUCAUACUGAUAGUCCAAAUCAUGCCUUAAUUCGAUUACUUGAGAAAAAAAGUAGUGAUUAUAAUAAAAAAUCAUCGCAUCGAAUAAAUGUAUUCGAAGAAGUUCAACGAUUAAUAAAAGAAAAGGCUAAUCCAAAUGUUAUAAAUAAAGAUAAUUAUACUGCUCUACAAUUGGCUGUACGUAAUGGACAUUAUGAAUGUUUAGAAACACUUAUCAAAGAUGGAAAAGCUAAAUUAGAUAAAAAAGGACCACGAGGUAAUACAGCAUUACAUGAAUGUUGUUUAUUAGGAGUUGAUGGUAUUGAACCAUUAGGAAUUCUUCUUAAACAUGGAGGUGAUAUAACAUGGGUAAAUGAUAAAAAGGAAAGUGUUACUGAUCUAGCAUCAAAACAAAAUUGUCCACAAUUAUUACAAGUUAUUUCAAAAUAUCAAGGUCAAAAAAUGAUGAAUCAACAAAUGAAAAGUUCUUAUGAUGAUCGUGCAAGAACAACUGUUCAUGGUCAUCGUUCAUCAGAAAAAUCAUAA